Molecule: messenger RNA, 6925 nt
Organism: Corythoichthys intestinalis (scribbled pipefish)
Lineage: Eukaryota; Metazoa; Chordata; Actinopteri; Syngnathiformes; Syngnathidae
Gene: phlpp1
Product: PH domain and leucine rich repeat protein phosphatase 1
Exons: 18
Coding region: 790-5949 (1719 amino acids)
Molecular function (GO): protein binding
Source: RefSeq, a predicted model, not a curated record
CCGAGCCUAAAGGAUCACUGUGGCCUUAGAUUAAAAAUAUAAAUUCGCUUUUUGUCCUCCAGAGGGCGGGAAACGCAAUGAAAUGAAUACAUGGUAUUACAUGCCAGUAGGCUGACGGCGUGUGAAAUGGCGUCCCGAUGGCAAAUUAAUCGCUUCACCGCUUUUAAGAAAUGCCGCCUAGGGUUGUUUUGUCAACCGUUGAGGAUUCUACUACUUUAUCGGCGCAUACUACAGUAGGGCCGUCGUCUUUUUAACUUUGCUGAUGUUCAACAGAUGACAGUUGUUGAGAAUGUGCGUGGCUAACGGGAGCUAAGCUAAACCAACUGUUAUUAACUCGCUCAACGUUGCUUUGCGCUAGCCGGCUCACGUGACUCUGGGCUUAGACAAUGGGAGAUGUAGUUUUUAAGCAUUUCAUCUCAAGCUGUUUACAAGUGAGAGAGUGAGGCUAUGCAAUGCAUUUCCCACAAUGCACCGUCUUGUUGUUGUGAGGCGACGCCAUCUUAACUCCUCCUCAUGAAUAUACAUCAGAAGGCAUUUGCGUAGGAGGUCGGCUGACGUUCAUUGCAUAUUCGAGCAGUGUAUUUUGGUCCAAGCGGGACGCGCAGUCACGUCUCCGCCCUGAUAUGUCCCUGCGCGGAUUGCCUCUUUAUUCCCAGCGACUUUUAUCGGUAAAAUGUUCCCUCGGAGCUACGGAGGAGAAGACGAUAGGGGAAAGGAAAGGCGAGGAGUGAAUGUCGACUAGUGGAACAAGUGACCGACGCCGCCCGUUUGGCGGGUAUACACCACGAGAUGGAGAGUGUGCAUGCUGCAGCUGACGAUGGAGGCAAGUUAACGAAGAAGCCCAGCGGAGUGUCCACCGGCCGGCGGACUCCAGCAGCGACCGGCGGGCAUUUAGCUCCCUCCUUGGCAGACGCAAAAAACGGCAACGGUGUUCCCCAGGCGGGCCGCGUCGUGGCGUUGAACGGCCGAGGAUUAUCGGGUAACUCCGGCUCCCUGCUGAGACGCAGGCGCUUGAAGCGGAACCUCAGCGCCGCCGCCACCGCGUCCGGCGCCGCCGCCGCCUCCUCGGCUGUCACGGCAGCCUGCGGUGGUGCCAAGAUGAGCACGGCCCUCUCCUCUGUUUCUCUGCAUACCCGGAGUCUGGACCGCAAGACCCUGCUCAAGCACAGGACGAACAUGCAGCUGCAGCCCGCCGACCGCGAGUGGGUGCGAACCGACCUCCACCGAGGCGCCAUACACGUCUACGAUAGAUUGACGUCUUCGUCUCCCAGGCCGGUCCUCUGCACCGCGGACACGACGGCCGGCGAGGUCGCGAGCCGCCUCAGUAAACUCUGCGGCAAGUCCAGCUCUGUCAUGCGUAUUUUUAGCAAAGACAACCCCAAGAUGGACCAAAAUGGCAACUGCAGCGUCAAGUACGAGUACAACUAUAAUCUGUGCAAGGUCACCGAAGACUCCUGCAUCAAAUAUGAUCCCUUAUCUAGCCUGGAACCCACAGAUUUAGGAGGUCAUCCAGGUGACAAAAUGAGACUGCUAUUAAUGACAAAUGCGGAUGAGAGGCAACAGGAUGGAAAACUUUUCAGCCCUGAAUCGGAGUCCCAAGACAACAUCACCUGCUCACUGUCAGACUUGAACUUGAACUCCAACGUGGAUACCCCUAAUGAUGAUGACUCGGAGCAUAGGAACGGCACAGACAGCUAUGGCCUGAACUCCGGCUCGGAUGUGGAGAGCAGCGCUUUUGACGACCUGAGCUCUGGGGCCCGGCUCAGCGAGCACAGGGACUCUCUCAGCGACGACAUGAUUCUGGGCACGGAUGCGUCCAUCCUCAGCCCAUCAUUCGACAGCGCCACAGAGGGCCACGACAUGUACGGCAGCUCUUCAGAUGAGCUAGAGCUUGACUGCCCCGCAUCUGGCGCCAACCUGGAUCCCCUCUCAAAUUGUGUUGUCUACAAGCAGUGUGGCGUACCCAAUGGCCUGCCUGCGAGCAGUAGUGCCGGCUCCUUGUCCAGAGACAGCUCCACAGGUAACACACCUGACAUCCAAGACCAAGAUCGCAGUGUUGGCAAAUCAGAGCUGACCUCUGGUCGCAAUGGAGACUCUUCAGAGGAGUCCAGCCCUACGCUGUAUGUUCAGCUGCACGGCGAAGCAGUCAGGAGGCUUAGCCCAGAUGAGAGGCCCCUGCAGAUCCAGAAUGACUUUCUCUAUAAGCUUGGAUUUAAGGACCCUUGGAGAGUUCAAGAGGAAGGGCUUAACACAGAAAUGGGCUCCUUGCUCCGGUUCUAUGCAGGGAAACCCCAAAACAUUGAGAGCUCCGAGCGGGUACAGCUGUCGGGGACAUACAACGUCCGCAAAGGGAAGCUGCAGCUACCAGUCAACCGCUGGACUAGGCGGCAGGUCAUCCUCUGUGGCACCUGCCUCAUUGUCUCCUCUGUCAAGGAGAGUCAGACGGGAAAGAUGCACAUCCUGCCGCUCAUUGGAGGGAAAGUAGAGGAAGUAAAGAAGCACAAUCACUGUUUGGCCUUCAGUUCAGCUGGGCCCCAGAGUCAGACAUACUAUGUCAGCUUCGACAGCUUCACGGAGCACCUCCGCUGGCACAGACAUGCUGCCAAGAUGGUUUCACAGAGGAUCAACUCGGUGGAUUUGUCUUGCUGCAGCUUGGAGCAACUUCCCCCAAACCUCUUCUACAGCCACGACCUCACCCAUCUUAACCUCAAACACAACUUUCUGCCUGCAGACCAGGGAUUGCAGCAGUUGCAGAGGUUCUCUCGUCUACGGAGCCUCAACCUGUCCAACAACCACCUUGGCCAGUUUCCCCUGCCUAUCUGUGACAUCCCUACAUUGACCGAGGUCAACCUUAGCUGCAAUUAUCUGCCCUCCGUUCCCAGCUCUGUGGGAUCCAUGACCAAUCUGCAAACGUUUUUGCUGGAUGGCAACAGCCUGAGUGAGCUGCCCGAUGAGCUGGGCUCCCUCCAGAGGCUGUCAUACUUCGGUCUCUCCUUCAACCAGUUCAGCCAUGUGCCACAGGUGCUGGAACGACUGGCCUCAAUGGAGAAACUUUGCAUGGCCGGCAACAACCUGGAGACACUCACCUUGCAGAACUUCCGGCUUCUCCGUGUCAAACACGUCGAUCUCAGGCUGAAUAAGAUCUCCAACAUGGUUCCGGACGAACCUGACCUGCUAAGACAUGUCACCCAAUUGGACGUCAGGGACAACCGACUGACACAGCUGGACGCUUCUGUGUUUCCCCGCCUGGAGGUGCUUCACUGUGAAAGAAACCGAAUUACCAGCCUCAAGGUCAAGGGCUGCCUACUCAAGGGCAUCUACGCCUCCAACAAUGAGCUGCAGAGUCUGGAUGUCAGUCCUGUACCCUCCAAUCUUAGUUACAUGGACAUCUCACGGAACCGUAUGGAGGCCUUGCCAGACUGGGUGUGUGAAGCGAAGAAACUGGAAGUGCUGGAUGUCAGCCACAACCUCAUCAGCGAGCUCCCAGCGCGGUUGUUAUGCAGCAGCAGUCUGAGGAAGCUGAGUGCUGGACACAACCAGUUGCAAAAGCUGCCUGAAAGAGUGGAGCGUCCCCUGCUGGAAGUUCUCGACGUGCACCACAAUCAACUGCUGGAGCUGCCUUGCAACCUGUUCCUCAAAUGUGUCAGCUUACGAUCCGUGAAUGCUUCAGCCAAUAAGCUUGAACACUUGCCUCCCUCCACGCUGUCUGAGGAGAGCCACAGCAUCCUGCAGGAAUUUUACCUAACCAACAACCAACUGACUGACAAAUGUGUGCCCAUGUUGACGGGCCACUCGCACCUUCGGGUUCUGCACAUGGCCUACAACAACCUCCAGACCUUCCCAGCCAGCAAAAUGGCCAAACUGGAAGAACUGGAGGAGGUGGACCUUAGUGGCAACACUCUAAAAACUGUGCCCACCACCAUCAUGAACUGCCGGCGUAUGCACACUCUCAUCGCCCACUCCAACUCCAUUGAGGUCUUCCCCGAGGUCAUGCAGCUAAUGGAAAUGAAAUGUGUGGAUCUGAGCUGCAACGAGCUGAGUGAAAUCACGCUUCCAGAGAAUCUGCCACCCAAGCUUCAGGAACUGGAUUUGACUGGAAACCCACGUCUCAACCUGGACCAUAAGACCCUCGAGCAACUCAAUAAUAUUCGCUGCUUUCGUAUUGAUCCACCGCCGACCUUCUCAUCGAACGAGGCACCUGGCGGUCCCGCCGUGUGGAGUCAUGGUUACACGGAGGCCUCGGGCGUCAAAAACAAACUCUGCGUGGCGGCACUCUCAGUGAACAGAUUCUGCGGGAGUCGUGAGGCUCUGUAUGGGGUGUUCGAUGGCGACAGGAACGUGGAGGUCCCCUACCUUUUACAGUGUACUAUGAAUGAUGUGCUGGCGGAGGAGGUGCACAAGAACAAGAGUGAAGAGGACUACAUGACCAACACCUUUCUUGUCAUGCAAAGGAAGCUGGGAACUGCCGGUCAGAAGCUGGGCGGCUCGGCGGCUCUGUGUCACAUCCGCCACGAUCCUACUGACCCCAGCGGCUGCUUCGUUCUGACGGCUGCCAAUGUGGGCAAGUGUCAGGCCAUCCUGUGCCGCAACGGGAAGCCUCUCGCCCUGUCCAUGCUCCACAAUGUUGGCCUCGAGGAGGAAUACCACCGCAUCAGGCAGCAUCGAGCUAUUGUCACAGAGGACAACAAGGUCAACGGUGUGACAGAUUCAACGCGCAUCAUGGGCUACUCCUUCCUGUAUCCUUCCGUCAUCCCAUCUCCCUACGUGCAGACGGUCACGCUCACAUCGCAGGACGAAUUUUUCAUUUUGGGCAGCCGCGGAUUAUGGGAUGCAGUUUCCCCCGGCGAAGCGGUGGAGGCGGUGCGCAACGUGCCGGACGGCCUGGCCGCUGCCAAAAAGCUAUGCACGCUGGCGCAGGGCUAUGGCUGCACCGACAGCAUCAGCGCUGUGGUGGUCCAGCUCAGCGUGACAGAAGACUGCUGCCCCUGUUGCUGCUCAGAGCCCCCCCGGCCACCCCCCAGUCCCGGUCUGGGCCCUUACCCACCAUCCUCCUCCAAGGAGCGUCCCUCGGACGGCUCUCUGCCCGUGCCGCCGUCGUCCUGCAGCGAGAUGAGCAGCGAGAUCAGCACCAGCGAGAUGAGCAGCGAGGUGGGCUCCACGGCUUCGUCCGAUGAGCCACCGCAGAGUUCCCUGAUGCUCCUGCAGGAACAGGGCCACCACCCUCAUCUGCACCAGCACCACCAGGCCCACCCCGUGACACUGCAGCACCAGCAGGCCCAUGCCGUUGCCCAGCCCUGCCAGUUGCUGUUCACCGGUCCUGAGCUGCCUCCAAUCCGCGGCUGCCGCACCCUUCACCCCGCCUGUCUGGCGAGCUCCUUCCAGCGGCAGCUGUCGAGCGCCACCUUCUCCAGCGCCCUAUCAGACAACGGGCUGGACAGCGAGGAUGAAGAGCCCAUCGCCGGUGUUUUCUCUAACGGCAGCCGUGUAGAAGUCGAAGCGGACGUUCACUGCCUCAAAACAGAGUCCUCCUCAGGCCAGGAGCACGGCCUCCUUACUCUCCCGCCGCCUCCUCCUCCGCCACCGCCGUGCACCCCCGAACCUCCGGAUGAAAGCGUGGACAUGAGCCUAGCUGUGGCAGAGAACGGGUCGGAUGAGGCGUGGCAAAGCGGCGGCGACGGAACAAAGGCGGCGUUUGGAAAGAGGAGAGUCAACGGUUCAGUAGCACGCCAGGAGAAGAGUCACAACCUCAUCGAGGUGGCUGCUGAUGCCCCCUCUAAGAAAUCUGGUGGUUAUUUCACCGCCCCGGCGCAGCCCGACCCGGACGACCAGUUCAUCAUUCCCCCUGAGCUGGAGGAGGAGGUGAAGGAAAUCAUGAAGCAGCAUCAGCAGAAGCAGCAGAAGCCACCUGGGACAGAGCAGCCUGCGGAUUACUUUGACACCCCGCUCUAGGAUACCUGUUUCAGCGUCAUCUCAGCAUGCACUCGAAUAUCCUGCCACCAUCACCAUGACUACAAGCACCCACUGAUGACUCCAUACUUAUUUUCCAAUCUGCCUUUCUCUUCCUGUGCAAUUUUUUUCUUCUCAGCAGAUCCCCACUAGAAAAAAAAACAUGCAGAUGAGCCCUUUAAGAAACUGGAUUGUCGUGAACAUCCUCUUGUGUUUGCACAAGCAAUGGAACAUUGUUUUUUCCCCUUCUCUUUUUUAAAGAACCGCCAGUUAGCAGUACUAGUUCUUUUAAUCACACGGGUUAAUAUGCAUUCCUCACUUUGCUUGAACUUGUUUGAACUCACCAUAUCAUUUCACUGAAAAGCAGACGGAACCUUUUUUUUUAGAGUGACAUCAUCUUUUACCCUCUUCUUUGUGGAAUGGUACACCGGUAAUGCCACACGUAACGGUUGUAGAUAGGGCACUUAAGAUACUGUAUUUCUUCAGUAAAUCCUGGCUAUCAGCCUGUAAAAUGGCAUAGACCUUUUAUUUUAUUUUUUUGUAGAAACUAUGAAUACUAACUCCUAGGAGUUGCAUACUCUAUAUGGUGACUCAGUCACUUUUACUAAUCUUCUCUGAGAGAAAUGGUGAUUUGUGUUUUCCUUUUUCCAAUGAUUGUAAAUAAGAGAAAUGUUGUAUACAGAUACUUUUAAAGGAUCAAUGUCGGUGAAGGUUUUAGUGGAGGAUGUGUGGGCGUUUGCUGUUAUGGAGGUUGACCAUGCCCCCCCCUUUUUUUCCUGUUUUUUUUUUUUUUAAAUAUAACUUUAGACACACUUGAAAACAACAACACACAUAUGUGCAAUCGCAGUUCAAAACAUGCCAGGCAGCAACAACAACAGCAACACACUUUUCCCCCUCUUUGUUUGAUUUUGAUGUUCUGUAGUCAACACUGUAUCUAAUAAACACUAAUAGACUGAUAUUUUUUUUAUUUUUUUUUUUU